Molecule: messenger RNA, 3834 nt
Organism: Styela clava
Lineage: Eukaryota; Metazoa; Chordata; Ascidiacea; Stolidobranchia; Styelidae
Source: RefSeq, a predicted model, not a curated record
CAAAUUGAAAGUUCUCUGAUUGCGCCGCUGCUUGCAUAGGAUACCGGUAUUCUUAGACCUGUAGACCUACACUCAUACUCUGCAUAAGCUUUUGAUUUCAUCCAAUUAAGUGUUUUAUUCGGACCUCAUAGCUUGAAAAUGGGCCGUGCCAGACGGAAGUAUGGCCGACCUGUUGAGAGCCAAAGACCUGCUUCAAGUGUCAAAACAGAAUCUCUGGAAUUGUCCAAUUCAACAUAUGCUAUUGGAAAUCAAGAAUCAAACAGCAACAUGAUUAUACUUGAUUCAAGGAAAGAAAAGACUGGAAAACCUCAAGUUUCCCAUCAACCGAAACCAAAGAAACUUAGCAAAAAAGAGAGAAAAAAAUUGCGAAAAAUAGUUGAUCAAAAAGCAAAAAAAGCAAAGAGAGCAGAAUUACUGGAAGAAUUAUCAAAAGUUCAAGUAAACUCAUCUGAACUUGCAUUGAUGUCCAGUGUUGCUCAUCUUGGAACGAAAAAUUCUCACCUUCAGUUGUCGAAACGUCCUCUGCCCGAUGAGUUGCGAGAAGAAGUUGAAAAACUAAACAGCAUUCGCGGAUCAAAGCGACAGAAAAGAAAUAGAGCAAAGAAAAAAGAGGAUAUUGAGUUGAUAAAAGAAGACAGUACAGAUACCAGUGAUAUAUCUUUGACUUCUGAAGAUGAAGAAAAAGAAGAUGGAAAAAACUAUGAAUCGGAUGAAGUAUCGAAGGUCGAAACUGAAACUGAACACAUUGAAUCUCAAGAAACAGAAAAUAUUCAAAUGAAGGACAAACCUGAAAAAGCCAACCUGAAUACUGACUCAUUGCCUGUUUCUCAAACUAUCGAUACGGAAAAUCCAACUACAGGCAAAUUGAACGUUUCCAAUACACCAUUGCUGUCUGCUUUCCCUUCUGAUUAUGUGUCGUUAGAUAGAGAAGCAUCAGUGCAAGAAUCGAGAUUGAAAUUACCAAUACUAGCAGAAGAGCAAUCUAUCAUGGAGGCAAUUCGUCACAACCACACGGUGGUGUUAUGUGGUGAAACUGGUUCAGGAAAAACCACACAAGUUCCACAGUUUUUAUAUGAAGCUGGAUAUGCAAAACAUGGAAUGAUCGGAGUCACAGAACCUAGAAGAGUAGCUGCAAUCAGCAUGUCACGUCGUGUUGCAACAGAAAUGAAUUUAUCCACUAAUAAUGUGUCGUAUCAAAUCAGAUAUGAAGGCAACGUCACUCCUUCUACUGAAAUUAAAUUUAUGACAGACGGAGUUUUGCUACGAGAAGUCCAAGAAGAUUUUUUGCUGUCUCGAUAUUCCGCCAUCAUCAUUGAUGAGGCCCAUGAGCGGAGUGUUUAUACCGAUGUGCUCAUUGGAUUGCUUUCUCGUAUUGUACCAUUACGAAACAAGAAAGGAAAACCUAUGCGACUCAUUAUCAUGUCAGCUACACUGAGAGUCGAAGAUUUUACUCAAAAUGUGAAAUUGUUUAAAACACCUCCUCCAGUAAUCAGAGUUGAAACAAGACAAUUCCCUGUUACUGUUCAUUUCAACAAGAAAACUCCAGUUGAAGGACCGACUGGAGGAAGGCCAUAUAUAAGAGAAGCUUUUAAAAAGAUUUGCAAAGUACAUCGUACUCUUCCUUCUGGUGGAAUAUUAGUUUUUGUCACUGGACAAAAUGAGGUUCAUUCGUUAAGUAAACUGCUCAGAACAACGUUUCCAUCUGGAAAACCUGAUGGAUCAAUAAGUAAAGUUAUCAACGAACCAAAGAAAGAAUCUGAUGAUACAAAAAAUAAAGAUGAGGAAGAAGUUGCAACCGAUGAUUCUACAAGUAAAGAAAAAUGUCUUCCAGAGGUUAAUUUAGAAAAAUAUUCCAGUUUACCAGAAGAAAAAGAAGAAGAAACAGAUGAACAAGAAGACAGAGAUGCUCCCGCUGGAUACUCUGAUGAUGAUGAUCUUGAAUCUGAUGAUGAAAUCAUGGACAAUCCAGAUUUUUUGAAAGAAGUUGACCAAAGCCUGCCACUACAUGUUCUACCUCUAUAUUCUCUUCUUGCUACAUCAAAGCAGCAAAAUGUUUUUAAACCUCCUCCAGAAAACACAAGAUUAUGCGUGGUGGCCACCAAUGUUGCAGAGACAUCAUUAACUAUUCCAGGAAUUAAGUAUGUUAUUGACACUGGGAAAGUCAAGAAGAGAGUUUAUGAUAAGGUUACUGGGAUUUCUUCUUUUCAAAUUACUUGGGUUUCCAAAGCGUCAGCUGAUCAGAGAGCAGGACGAGCAGGUAGAGUUGGACCAGGACAUGCUUAUAGACUUUAUUCUUCAGCUGUAUUUCAAGAUUUCAUCAAUUUUUCUGCACCUGAGAUAGCAUCAAAACCAGUGCCAGGUCUUGUUCUACAGAUGAAACAGAUGAACAUUGAAAGGGUUGUAAACUUUCCAUUCCCAACUCCUCCUGGUAUAGAAUCAUUAAAAUCUGCUGAAGAUUUACUCAUAUCACUGGGUGCUGUGGAAAAGCCAAAACCCACAAAUAUCAGGGACAAGAAACAAGCCAGAUUUGGAGGACCAAUUACAUCACUCGGGAAGUCAAUGGCUAUGUUUCCUGUUCACCCGAGAUUUGGUAAAAUGUUGGCAACUGCAUCUGCUAAAGACCACAAAGAAUUGCUGCCUUAUGUGAUAACUCUCGUUGCAGCUUUGACUGUCAGGGAGAUAUUUGCAGAGUCUCAUGAACCACCUACAUCUCAGGAAGAGAAAGAAAAACUGAGACAAGGCAGCUGUUCGUCUUACCCAUUGAAAUCUGUUUGGAGUGGAGGAACGAAUCAGAGUGCCAAAGCCUUUGGUGAUUUGAUGGUUCUGCUUGGUGCAGUUGGUUCCGCAGAAUACACUGGUCUCACUCCUCAACUGUGUAACCAAAAUUGUUUGAGGUACAAAGCUUUGUUGGAAAUUCGGAAGCUUCGGGCACAACUUACGAAUGUCAUAAAUUCAGUUGAUACUGAUUCCCAACUAUUUCUCAAUUCAAAAAUGGAACCACCAGAUGACUUGCAGAUUAAACUGUUGCGACAAAUUGUUUUGUCUGCAAUGGGAGAUCAUGUAGCAAAGAAAAUUCCAGAAAGUCAAAUUAAAAGUAAUAAAGAUCCUAAAGAAGUGAGGAGAUUGACUGGAGCAUAUAGUUGUCUCUUAACAACAGAACCAGUAUUCAUUCAUCCAACAUCAGUGAUGUCACAAUCUUCCAAACUACCCGAAUAUGUUGUUUAUCAAGAAAUUAUUGAAACAAACAAAUCUUAUAUGAAAGAUGUGAUGUCCAUCGAAUUGGAAUGGCUAUCUAUGUUAAAUCCUCAAUAUUGCACUUUUUCAUCACCAUUGGAAGAACCUUCAUCAUAUUUGAACAAAGACAGUGGAAAAAUUGAAUGCUAUGUUAAUGCAACUUAUGGAAGAUUAUCGUGGCCGCUCGGCACGGUCACUAUUGUCCAUCCACCGGGACUAGAAAGAUACAAAUGGUUUGCCAGAUAUAUGCUGGAAGACAUCAUAAAACAUUUACCAAGGCAAUUCAGCUGUCUCUUGUCGAAGCCAGAAAUUAUGACGAAAUCAUGGGCAAAUUUGCAGCCGAGAACUCAAACUUUACUCAAAGCAUUAUUACGAGAAGAAGUUGAUGAAAAUCAAAAGCUCAUUUCAGCAUGGAAUAAAGAUAAAUAUUAUUUGUUGACUGAAUUUCAAGAAUGGCUGCCUGAAUCUAUACGAGAUGAUUUGCCUUCUCGAUGGCCUCCAAAAUUCUGACAAUAAAAUAUUAUGAUUGUAAAUUUUAUAUGCGUGUCUAUGGGCAUCGUUUACUUGAGAUAGAUUAUGUAAUAGAUGAAGAAAACUGAA